UUAUGUAGUCAAAGGUACGACUUGCGAGACCGGUGGAAAGAGAGCACACGAGAUGGCCUCCGUCGUGAAGAACAUCCUGAAGAGCAUCAGGGAGAGGGGUAUCGUCAACUUCGCAAGGGAUCUACGUGAAGAUGGAUUUCUGAAUUGUCUUACGGAUGGAAAUCUUCUGCAAACCAAGAUUCAUAAUAUAGGUGCAACACUAGUUGGUGUUGACAAAAUUGGCAACAAAUACUAUGAGAAGCUAGGCGAGACGCAAUAUGGAAGACACAGGUGGGUAGAAUACGCUGCCAAGGGCCGUUACAAUGCUUCUCAGGUCCCAGCCGAAUGGCAUGGUUGGCUGCACUUCGUUACUGAUUACACAGGAGACCAGCAGCUUCUGAUGCUAAAACCGAAGAGGUAUGGGUUGGAUCACAAAGAGAACUUUACCGGGGAAGGUGAGGAACAUAUCUACCAUUCCAAGGGACAUGCCUUGAAUCCUGGGCAGAGAGAUUGGACCAGGUAUCAAUCUUGGCAACCCACCAAGACCUAAAAAAUUUCUUCUUCAGGAAAGAAAAUUCAUCGGCGUAUGAUGUUUUAGCAACUUCAUGGUUGCAAUCAAUCGUUACAAAGCUGAGGCCUGAGUGUUAACUUUUUUCCAUGUGUUUUUUUCGAUGGUUUUUGUUAUCAAAACCAUGCUUGAACAAAUGUGCUUUCUGUAUUCGUGUAAUAAUACGUUAUUUUCCUGAACAAUUGAAAGGCUAGGCUCCUUUCUCGAGUCAAAAUGGCCAAUUUCUGAAUA
Molecule: messenger RNA, 778 nt
Organism: Cynara cardunculus var. scolymus (artichoke)
Lineage: Eukaryota; Viridiplantae; Streptophyta; Magnoliopsida; Asterales; Asteraceae
Product: probable NADH dehydrogenase [ubiquinone] 1 alpha subcomplex subunit 12
Exons: 5
Coding region: 53-529 (158 amino acids)
Biological process (GO): response to oxidative stress; mitochondrial respiratory chain complex I assembly
Cellular component (GO): membrane
Source: RefSeq, a predicted model, not a curated record